Messenger RNA from Leptopilina heterotoma, 2325 nucleotides. RefSeq names its product electron transfer flavoprotein-ubiquinone oxidoreductase, mitochondrial (gene Etf-QO). Lineage: Eukaryota; Metazoa; Arthropoda; Insecta; Hymenoptera; Figitidae. Gene Ontology annotation, cellular component: mitochondrial inner membrane. The record is from RefSeq and is a predicted model, not a curated record. Gene Ontology annotation, biological process: electron transport chain. The coding region runs from base 306 to 2114 and encodes 602 amino acids. Gene Ontology annotation, molecular function: electron-transferring-flavoprotein dehydrogenase activity; iron-sulfur cluster binding. The transcript has 2 exons.
UUAUGUAAAUGUGUUUGUAAUUAUGUAUAUGUUGGCACAUAUCAGUCCCACUUUCUUAUUAAGUUGAUCAAAGUUCAUUCAAAGUUAAUUUAGAAUUUCUAACUUGUAAAAAGCUGUUAUUUAUCAGUAAUAAGGGAAAGCAAGAAAAAAAAUACUCUGCCCUAAAGACAAAAUUAUUCGACAGAAAUAACGACAAAUUAUUUCCAAGUUGGAUGGAAUUAAAAUUCAAGAGCAAGGGGACAUAAAGAUUUGUUUCCUUUAUUUUUUAUCAUAAAUUCUGAGCGGAUUUUAAAAGAGUGUCAGGAAUGUCAAGGGUGUAUAAACUUGUUUCACAUGUUUCGAAGAGAGCAUACAGUGCGACGACAACAACAACCUUCCCGAAAAUAACAACUCAUUAUACAGUCGUUCCACGAGAGAACGAUCCACGAUGGAAAGAGGUCAAUAUGGAAAGGUACGUGGACGAGACGGAUAUUUUAAUUGUAGGUGGUGGUCCAGGAGGGAUGUCAGCGGCAAUUCAAGCGAGAAAAAUUGCUCAGGAACGUGGCAAGGAAUUACGUGUGACACUCGUUGAGAAAUCAUCGACAAUUGGUGGUCAUAUUUUAAGUGGUGCUUGUAUCGAUCCAAUUGCACUUAAUGAAUUAAUACCAAAUUGGGAGGAAUUGGGAGCUCCUUUGAAAACGCCAGUGACUAAGGAUAAAUUUGCAUAUCUCACGGAAAAUGGUAGAAUUCCAGUGCCAAUAUUUAAAGGUAUGCCAAUGUAUAAUCAUGGAAAUUAUGUCGUUCGUUUAGGUCACGUUGUCGCUUGGCUUGGCGAGCAGGCAGAAGCGGCUGGUGUUGAACUUUAUCCCGGCUAUGCAGCAACGGAAAUUCUCUAUCACGAAGAUGGUUCAGUGAAGGGAAUUGCGACGAACGAUGUUGGAAUUGCAAAAGACGGCUCACCGAAGGAGAUUUUCGAACGUGGAAUGGAAUUGCAUGCGAAAUGUACAAUUUUCGCUGAAGGCUGUCAUGGACAUUUGGCAAAGCAAUUGAUGAGUAAAUUUAAUCUUCGCGAGGAAUGUGAAUCGCAAACUUAUGGUAUUGGUCUCAAGGAAAUAUGGGAAAUUGAUGGAGCGAAGCAUUCGCCAGGUUUAGUUGAACAUACGGUUGGAUGGCCUUUGAAUAAAAACACCUACGGUGGUUCGUUUUUGUAUCAUUUGAAUGAAGACACUCCUCUAAUUGCCAUUGGUUUUGUUGUUGGACUAGACUAUCAAAAUCCAUAUUUAAGUCCUUUUAGAGAAUUCCAAAAGUUUAAGCAUCAUCCGUCAAUUAAGUCGACAUUGGAGAAUGGAAAGAGAGUCGCCUAUGGAGCACGUGCCCUCGUCGAAGGAGGUUUUCAAUCAAUUCCAAAACUACAAUUUCCAGGUGGUUGUCUAAUAGGUUGCAGUGCGGGAUUUUUGAACGUUCCGAAAAUAAAGGGAACGCAUAAUGCAAUGAAAAGUGGAAUGCUCGCUGCUGAAAGUGCAAUUGACGCGAUUAUCAAAGCGGAGACUGAGAAUUCUGCAACAAAGGGUCUAACGCCUGAGAAUUAUGAGGGAAAAAUCAAAAAUAGUUGGAUAUACAAGGAAUUGAAGGCGGUGAGAAAUUUCCGACCGAGUUUUCAUUCACCACUUGGAUUAUUCGGUGGUAUUUUAUAUUCCGGAUUGUCCAUGAUUUUAGGAGGUAGAGAACCGUGGACAUUGUCUCAUGGUGGUCCAGAUUAUAAGAAACUAAAACCUGCCGCAGUUUCCACACCAAUUGAAUAUCCGAAACCGGAUAAUAAAAUAAGUUUUGAUUUAUUGUCAUCGGUUGCACUCACGGGAACGAAUCAUGAAGCCGAUCAACCAGCACAUUUAACCCUCAUGGACGAUACAGUUCCGGUGAUGAAGAAUUUGGCAAUUUUCGAUGGACCCGAGGGACGUUUUUGUCCUGCCGGUGUUUAUGAAUUUGUUCCACUUGAAAAUGACGAUGGACAACGUUUACAAAUUAAUGCACAAAAUUGUAUUCAUUGUAAGACAUGUGAUAUCAAAGAUCCAAGUCAGAAUAUUAAUUGGGUCGUUCCUGAAGGUGGAGGUGGUCCCGCCUACAAUGGCAUGUAAAAAAAAGAGCGAAAUAUUAGUGCCUUAUUUUAAAGGCAACUUACAAUUGUUUUAGAGUGUCAAUUAACAUUUAUUGACAAAAUUUUAUCAUUUUUGCAUAAUUGAAAUUAACAAAAAUGAUUUUUAUCUGUAUUUCAAUUGUAUUUCAAUUUAAAGCAGAUAAAAAAUGGCUAUAAGUGAGAUUUAAGCUCGAUACAAAUAGUUAUAUAAG